Schistosoma margrebowiei is the source of this 2377-nucleotide messenger RNA. Lineage: Eukaryota; Metazoa; Platyhelminthes; Trematoda; Strigeidida; Schistosomatidae. The record is from the annotation of a GenBank genome assembly.
AAUACAAAUAGCAUGGAAAGUGUGUUAAAUGAACUUCGGGAGUUAGGUGAGCAAUUUGCAACUCAUGUCCGGCGUGUGAAGCUUCUAAAAAAUGAGGAAGAUGUUAUUUCACUUAAAAACGCGAUAUCCAGCCUAGAGAAUGAUCUUAAGCAACUCCGAAUGUCUUAUGAAUGCCAGAUAAAUCACUUGAGUACUACUCUAAAUAUUGUACUGGACGAAAAAAGAGACCUGGAGAAUGAAAUUCUAGUAAGGAAAGAAAAUGACGCUCAUUUUCUGGAUAGGUUCAGUUUUUUACGAUUGGUAUGUAUUUUGCAGGAUUUCAGUGGAAUCGUCUAAAAAUGCUAAACUUCUUCUGGAGAUAAGUCAUCUUAAAACUGACGUUGCCGAAAAAACUAAUCAGAUCACAGCGCUAAAAAUGCAUGUACAAGAGUUGGAGACACAUGGGGAAGAGAAAGAGAAUAUGAAGUUGAAACUUACUGAGGAGAUAAAUUUUCUAAAGCAAAAACUUUCAAUGUCUGAGGAUCUAUACACUGAAACUGCUAACCAGCUUCAAAGCGCAUUGAUGGCAUUAAAUUCCCAAAAACUGUUUGCGAAGGAGCGUCUUAGUCGCAGUCAAAACAGAAUACAAUGGUAUAUCUCUCAGUUCGCCGCAAAAGAUUUCCAAGUUGAGGAAUCUCGCAGAAAGGAAGCUUCCAUUACUACUGCCAUCUCUCAACUGCGUGCCAAAGCCCAGGAGGAACUUAUUCAGUACCGUCAGCAAGCUGCAGACAUCUACAAAAAACCAAUAGCUACUUUGCAAAGUCAGUUGGUUUCGGAGAGAAGAGAAAAUCGAUUUUUGAAGUCUAAGUGUCUGAAGAAUGAUCAAACGAUUCUUAACUUGCAGCGACAAAUCGCUGAAUUGAAUUCUAAAGUUUACAGCACUGAACAUCAAACUGAACUUUUGAAGAAUGCUUUGGAAAGUUUGGGGAAGGAGCAUAAUCGCUUAAGAAGUAAUUAUGAGAAUAAGAUUCAGAGACUAGAGGCUUCUAUAACUUCUAGUGCCGUUGACUUUGAUUUGAUGCGAAGUAAAGAGAAUGAAGUUAUGAAGGAAUUAUCAAAAUUUAAAAGCAUGUUGAAUUUAGACGAAGAGAGUCUUCACACACGGAUAUAUAACGAACAAAUUAAUCAAGUUAUUGGGGAAGUGGAUGAUGAAGAGAAUUUUCAGCGUUUGGAAAAUGACAAAAAAAUCGAAUUUGACAGAACCUAUGAACCGAAAGCUAUCUCACACACGGAUUGUGUUGUUCCAUCAAAAGGUAUUCAUUCUUCUGUGAUGGCAUCAAAUGAUGACCUCUGCGACACUCCUCAGAACAUUGAUGUUGAGUUACAAAACUGUGAUCAAGUAAACUUUGACAUGAAGAAGUUUGGUCUAAGUUCUUCCAAAAAUGCAAUCAUGGAUACAAAAAUCAAUGGCUCAGUACCUGGUAGUCCAAAUUCAUCGAUGUGUUUAUCAGGAUCCAAUGCUAUUGGAUACUUACAAAUUUGUGAAAUUGAUCCCAAUGGUGAGUAUUUACUUCUAUGGAAUUCAAGUACAAACAAGGAAAUUGAUAUUGGAUUACAUAAAGUUUGUCAAAAACAUAUUCAAGAGAAAAUCAAUGAAUAUACAUUUCCAGCUGAUGUUCGAAUGUCACCACGAACUGUAUUUACUUUAUGGUCGAAUAAUGCAAUUAUACCAAAGAAUAUUCAUAAUACAAAAAAUGUAUUCCGAUGUCCAAAUAUUUGUAAAUGGUUCAAUGGUCCAAAUUAUAUAACUAUGGUAUCAAAUUCUCGUGAUGAGAUUUUAGCUUGGCUUACCCCAUCUGCACGAUGUUUUACAAGUCGCAAUGAACGAGAAAAUUCUCUCCAGAAUUGUAAUUCAUCCGGAAUUCAAUAUGCAUUAGAUCUUAAUCGUGAUCCGCUAAUGAUAACAAGACAAAAGUCAAAUAGUAAUAAAUUAUCAUCAUCAUCAUCAUCAGCUAAUCAAUCGUAUCCUCAGAAUUCUACGGAUUUAUCAUUAAAUGAAAUAGAAAUUGAUGAAAUGAAUCCAGUUAAAUUAUGUAAACAUUUAACACAAAUAAAUUGGAAUGAAUUAAAUAAACAAUAUACUACUGAUUUAAUUAAUAAUAAUAAUAAUAAUGAUAAUAAUAAUAACGAUAUUCUAUCAAUGAUUAAAAGAAUUAAUAAUAAUAAUGGUAAUUUAUUAAAAAUGAAAAAUUUAAUUUCACUUAAUCCACCAUAUAAUUCACAAAAAUCUAUGUUGAAUAAUAAUAACAAUCUAAAGAUUCUUUCUUACCCCUAUAAACCAUACAUCAAUUAUUCACAUCAAUUAUCAACUAAUGAAACGGAUCAAAAUAUACAUUAA